This is a messenger RNA of Stegodyphus dumicola, 3055 nucleotides long. RefSeq names its product transmembrane and ubiquitin-like domain-containing protein 1. The record is from RefSeq and is a predicted model, not a curated record. Gene Ontology annotation, molecular function: protein binding. NCBI's taxonomy places the organism in Eukaryota, Metazoa, Arthropoda, Arachnida, Araneae, Eresidae. Gene Ontology annotation, biological process: ERAD pathway.
AUGGUAUUGAAAAGAAGUGAAUUCCGAAGAAAAUAGUCUGCUGAAAAUUGUGAAAUAAUAUCCUGUUUUGAACCUACGUGCUUGGAUUUUGAGUACCACUUUCCGUUACAAGCGGUGUUUUAAUGUCCGGUUUGUGAACAAUACAUGUUUACAUAUUUGCUAGUUCUUUAAUCCAUGACGAAUUAUGAGUUUUAUCGAAGGUGUAGGAGAUGAAGUAGUAGGUUUUGCUGUUACUUUACUAAUAUUAGUUUUGUGUGCCAUUGUCCACUUUUUUCGUAAUGCAAAUCCGUGGUUUAUCCGCGACAUUCCCGCCGUUUCACCUGAAGUUACCGCAGCUGCUUCUGAACAGAAUACCAAUGAAUCAGAAUCUGGAAAUGAAGAAAGUUCCCAAGAAAAUGAUAUCACAGAGGUAAAUAUAGCUACAGAGAUGACUGCUUCAACAGCCAAUCAUGUUUCAGAAGUUACUAGAGAUAAAAGUGAACAAGGAACAGACACAGAGGAUAAAAAUACAGAAAAACAAAGUAGCUCAGAAAACACAGAAACAGCAGGAAUUUAUCCGGAUCUUCCAUGUUCUGAUUUGCCUUCUGCACCUCCAGAGGAAAUUUCUACUGAAACAGCUUCCUCAGAGUCCAGAGAAAUUCGAAUACGCCUGAAAUAUUUAGAUGAUACAGAAAGAAUAGUAAGAUCAGAUCCCACAGUACAAAUAGGAGAUUUUAAAAGAACCCAUUUUCCAGGUGAUUUAGCAAGCAAUAAAAUAGUUCGCCUCAUUUUUAGUGGACAACUUCUACGAGAUAAUCUAACACUUCAUCAUUAUGGAAUACAAGACAGAUGUGUAAUUCAUGUUCAAGUCCUGCAAGAACAAGCCCAGAGCAAUUCACCAAUUAGUCAAAACACAGACUUAGAUUUAAGUCAUUUACUUUGGCCCUUGAUAUCUAUUAUCCUAGGAGUAUGUUGGGUGAUGUACUUCAAAUAUCCAGAUUUUUUUAAUGUUAUGUCCUUGAGCUUAUUGUUCCUAUUCACAGGUGGCUUUGUUUAUGUUUAUAGCCAUGUACAAUAACAAUGACCCUCCCCAAGAAAAAUAUAAUUUUCUAUAGAACUGUGCAUUCUCAAUUAAAGAACAUUACAAUUUUGCAUUUAAAAUAAGAAACAUAUUUGCCUAAGCUAGAAUUGACUUAUUCUUUCCACAAUGACAUGUAUAUGAACUUGUACCAUAUUUAUAAAUUCUAUAUUCUAAAGCUGUGUAAACUGAUGAAAACUGUAUUUUAUUUAAUCUAAUAUUGCAAAUUGAACAGCCGAGAGAAAAGUGGGCACAAUCACCACUAAGCAUGAAAUUCUGAUUGUGAAAUGUGUCAGUGAAUGGUGGUUUUUCAUAUUAUAAAUAAAAUUAUACUUUAACAGCAAAAAUAAAUGCCAAAUUUUUUUACUUAAUUCUUCUACAUACUAAGCAAAAUGUAUUUGAUGAUAUCUUUUAUACUGUACUUAGUAUCAAAAAAUCUUUUAUCAUGCACCUGUACUAGUAUUCAAAAUUAAAACAAUAUAAAAUAAUUUUAAAAAACAUGUUACAUUACGAACUUUAAUAUGUUACUAAUAUGGUAUCUAUAUAUACACAAAUGAAUAUAAGUGGUGGCAGAAAAAACUUUUGAAAUACAAAUAGUGUUGUCUCACUAAAACCAGCUAUAAGACUAAAAUUUCUCUAUGAAAUUACUCUUAUGAAUAACAAUACUUUGCUUCUCAGAUCUGACAUUAUAUGCUUUGGGAGACUCCAAAACAGUUUCGAAGUAUUUAUAAAAAGAAAUACACUAAUAUAUCUUCUUAAAAUGUCUCAAACAUGAUGAAUAAAAUUCUUGUUGUCAUUUCAAUAUUUAAAUUAAUUCUUCUUUAAAUUGUAUGUAAAGGUAUGCAGUUAUUGAUACAUUCCUUCCCAUUAUUUUACCAGAUUUAAAUUGGUUACAUUCCUGAAUACAUUCAUUCAAUCAACUGCACCUUUAACUAAAUGAAUAUUCUUUCAGUAUCUGGUUCAUUCUGAACACAGCAAUUUGUUAAUCCAUGAUUGAUCUAACAAAUAUAUUCCAUUUAAAUUCUUUUAGAGAAAUUAUGUCUGAGGCAACUCAUUCUAUUUAUUCGCAUCCUUUUUGAUGCAUCAUAUGCUGGGAUAUUUGAUAUAACUAAAUGUAUAAUCUAUACUGUUUAUUAUUUUUGGGCCAUUACCAAACAUGUUAAAUAUAAUUUUGCACAGAUCUCUCACAUCUUCAGUGUCCUGAAUUUAUCAGAGGUAUGUUUUUAUUAAACAGAAAUAUCAGCCUUCUACUCUAGUGAAUCUGUAUUUUAUUACUGUAUUUGACAACCCAAAUCUAAAAUUUCUUUUACAUUACUAUUACAAAAAAUAUAAAAUAUGCAUUAUGUUCCCCUCAAAAAAGUGAAAUUUAAUAGCUUUCACCUAUAUUACUUCUUGUAAAUGAGCUUAUCUUUCUUAUUGCUCUAAUUUUGAAUACUAGUUUGAAGUAUGAAACUAUCAGACAUGUUCUUUUUGGGAAUUUACAUAAAGCACAUCCUUCCUGUAUAUAUUCAGAAUAAUUCUCUUAUUAUUUAUGUAGCCUUUAUUUAUAUUUUGGAAUUACAAUUAAGUAUUUCACUGAUAAAUAUGAAUCCAUACUUAUACUUUCAUCAGAUACUUAUAAAAAUAUAAGGUUUAACAUUUUUAUCAAAUUUUCAUACUAAUGCACUGUUAAUAAAUAUAUUUUCAAGUGUAUGUAUAUAUAAAUAAUAUUUUUUAUUUUCAUUCGAUGUAAUUUUUUUUUUGCAUGAUUGAGUACAAAUCUCAAUAAUUAAACAAAAUUUUAUUAAAUGUUGCUUUCUAUUUAUUUAGUAACAUACUCUGUAUAUAAAGUUCAUAAGAAUUGCAGAUGUUAUUUAAAUUAUAAAUAUCUAAAUCAUAUAGUUUCAGUAAAAUCAGGUUGCAAAAUUUUUAAACAAUACUUUGUGCACAGUAUAAAACUUGUAAGUAAAUUCUGUUUAACAGAGAUUUUUCUUUUAAGUACAUUAAAAAAAAAAAAAA